Cryptococcus amylolentus CBS 6039 is the source of this 1448-nucleotide messenger RNA. RefSeq lists its product as hypothetical. The transcript is spliced from 5 exons. The coding region runs from base 35 to 1288 and encodes 417 amino acids. The record is from RefSeq and is a predicted model, not a curated record. NCBI's taxonomy places the organism in Eukaryota, Fungi, Basidiomycota, Tremellomycetes, Tremellales, Cryptococcaceae.
UUCUCUUUCCUCAACUCCUCCACCCACAACCACCAUGCGUCUCUCCCUCCUCGCAGCCGCCCCCCUCUUCGCCGCCGCCGCCGCCGCCGCCUCCCUCUCCUACCGGGCCGACUCGGCCCCUGCCUGUGCCCAGGACUGUUUCGAUACUGCCGAUACCCAGGACUCUGGAUGUUCGUCUGGAGACACUGCGUGCUACUGCAAAAACGAGCUCGUCGUUAGCUCCAUCCGAUCAUGUCUCUCGUCCUCCUGCAGCACCUCCAAUGUGACGGCCGCUGUCGCCUAUGGCGAGUCUGUCUGUGCCGCAGCCGGCGCCACAGUGUCUAUGGGGUCUAGCUCCACUAGCUCUUCCGGUGCUUCUAGCACCAGCUCCUCCGUCUCGGCGUCAACAACUUCUAGCUCGGCCUCGUCUUCAGAUGCUCCGUCAGCCUCAUCAUCGCCUGCGGUUUCAAGCUCUACAUCUAACGCCCCUUCUUCUAGCGCUAGCGCCAGCAGCUCGAGCGAGAAGAGCAGCUCUUCAAGCCACGCUGGUGCGGUCGGUGGUGGUGCGGCCACCCAGGCUUCUUCCAGUGCCGCUUCCAGCUCGUCCAGCACCCCUUCUUCAUCUGCGGUUGCCAGCUCUACCAGCGCCCAAGUUUCAAGCUCCAGCUCUGCCGCCCAAGGGUCUUCGAGUCAAUCUAGCGGGCAAGCUUCAAGCUCUGCCGCUCAAGAGUCUUCGAGUCAAUCUAGCGGGGUCAGUACUACUUCUGCAUCCCCCUCCCAGAGUGCUGCGGUGGCUGCCUCGUCAGCAUCUCCCACUUCUGAAGCCUCGGGACUAUCUUCCUCUGGAGCCCCUUCGGCUUCCUCUGGAGUUUCAUCCUCGGGAGCUUCAUCCUCGGGAGCUUCAGCCUCGGGAGCUUCAUCCUCCGAUGCUUCCUCCCCUGGAUCAUCCACGGCUUCAACCAACCCCUCGUCUUCUCAGACCACUAGUCUAACGUCUUCAUCGCAGGGUGCCGCUGCUGGUGGAGCCUCAUCCGCCUCGGGCGAAUCUUCGACCGCUGCCGGUUCAUCAUCUACCCCCGUUUCCAGCUCUGCCCAGGCUUCUUCGUCUUCUAGCGCCGCAUCUUCUGCCGCUGGCUCCUCUUCUGCCGCCCAAUCCUCUUCUGCGGGCUCUUCUGCGGCCGGCUCUUCGUCCAGCGCAGCCUCUACGUCGAGCUCCAGCUCCAGCUCCAGCUCGGGCGCCGGAAAUCUCAUGGUUAACGGUCCCUUCAUGGUCGCUGUCAUCGUCGGUGGUGCUUUGUUGGCUCUGUAAGCCCAUUUGUAAAUUGCUAUUGGGAUCUAGUAACACGGCGAUCUACGCCUUUAUCCAUCUCAUAUAUUCACGUGCAACGCACACGAUGUACAAUCAUCUAGGGUCUAUACAAGGACGAUUUUUUGAAUUUGGGACUUGUAUUAUGGACUUGAAUCAUCAA